Messenger RNA from Euleptes europaea (tarantolino), 1121 nucleotides. It is a transcript of the gene CCDC69, whose product is annotated as coiled-coil domain containing 69. Bases 1 to 936 code for a protein of 311 amino acids. Gene Ontology annotation, cellular component: nucleus; cytoplasm. Lineage: Eukaryota; Metazoa; Chordata; Lepidosauria; Squamata; Sphaerodactylidae. Gene Ontology annotation, molecular function: microtubule binding. The record is from RefSeq and is a predicted model, not a curated record. The transcript is spliced from 9 exons.
AUGGGCUGCAAGGGGAGCAAAAUGGGCUGCUGUGACGCCCGAAGAAAGAAACCACUCAAAGCUCAGCAUGAAAGGGGCAAGGAUUCCUGUGAACUGACAACCUUGAAGUUCUCUAAUGCCAAUGCAGCCCAUGUGCAUGAGGAAGCAGAGAAAGAGAAAGCAGAGCUCCUGGAGAAGCAGAGAAAUGAGAUCACGAGUCUCCAGCAGCAACACUGGAAGGAGAAAGAAUCUCUGAAGGAUGCUCACCAAGCUGAGACUGAAAGACUUAGCCUAGAAGUUAAAACCCAGGUGGAAAAGGAGAAAGAUUUAGAAUGUAGACAGCACAUAUCUGAGCAAUGUGAAUUGCUGAAGAGAGAGCAGGAAGAGAGACUGCAAGAGCUCCAGAAGGCACAUGACCAAGAGAAGCUUCUCCUGAGAGAAUCCCAUGAACGGUCCCAGUCAUCUUUACAGGAGGUGAUUGACAGAUUGAGUUCCCAGAUUGCAUCCUUCCAAGAGAAAAUGAAACGGGUAGAGGAGUCAAUCCUGAGCAGAGACUUUAAGAAACACAUCCAGGAUUAUGGGAGCCCCAGCCAGUUCUGGGAACAGGAACUAGAGAGUCUGCAUUUUGUCAUUGAGAUGAAGAACGAACGCAUCCACAACUUGGACAAAAAGCUGCUGAGCCUGGAGACAGUGAUGGAGAGAAACUUGUUGCUUGAAGAGAAAGUUAAAACUCUUCAGCAGGAGAAUGAAGAUCUCCAGGUACGGCUGCAGAACCACUUGGCGGUGGCAAGGCAGCUUUCUGAUGAGCUCAUCACUAUUCGCCAGGCCAUGGAGAAGGAGUCUCAGCUGAGAGAACAAGCCCACCGGGAAAAGGAAGAGUUGCUGUACAGAAUGCUUAGUGGCGAUCCUUCCCACCCCUUCCCCAUUUCCACUGAGGCACCACUCAUUGCGACAUAACACUUUGAAAAGCAGAAAGAACUGCUGGGAGUCGUGGGGUAGUGGAAGAGGAUAAAAACAAGAGUCUUCCAUCCUUUUAUUCUAGUUCUGAACUGGACCUGGAGUUAUGAGACUCUGGCAGGAGAAGGGAUCCAGAGGUUCCACAUGCUCUGUUCACUUCACUAUUUUGACACUUGAGGAGGGUA